AUGGCGAGGUCCCCGUGCAGUGGCGGCAGCGGCAGGCGCAGCAGGUCCUACUGGAUGUGCAGCUGCGGCGAGUGGAACUGGGACUGGCGCACCUCUUGCCUGGGCUGCGGGCAUGCGGCCCCGCCAUGGGCGACGGGGGCGCCCCCGCCCAAGGCGCGGCCCAAGGCUGACAAGGACGGCUGGGUGGAUCAGCCACGUGGGCGCCGUGCCCAGAGGCAGGCCCGCGGAGCGGCCUCGCGGGCAGCAUCCACCAAGUCGCAGACCUCGGCCUCGGCUGCAAGUGGGACGCCCAGCGGUGGAGGCGCCACGGCGAUCGAGAGGCUCCAGGCGGCCGUCGAGCAGCUCGAGGCGCUGCAGGCAGAGCCCCCAGACGGAGUGGAUGGCUGCUUCACCGACGUCGUGGCCAGCCAGCUGGAGGCGAAGCGCGCGGAGCUGGUCAAGGCCCAAAAGGUUGCAGCGGAACAGGAGGCCUCGUCCAUGCCACGGGCGACGCGGCUCCACAGGGAGGCGAACGCCAUCAGCAAGGGCGAGAAGCGGCUCCGGGCAGCCCGCCUGGAGCUCGAGCAGAAGCAGGAGGCGCGCGACCUCGUCGAGGCCCAGCUCCACCAGGCCCAGGAGAAGCUCGCGGAGCUCGACGAGGAGCUGGAGAAGUUGCCAGAGGCGUGGAGCACCAUCAACUUCGAGGUGGCCUGGGCGGCCAUUCGCGCCCAGAUGGAGGCAGUGCGGGCGCAGCUCGAGGGGGCGCCAUUGGCCUCCAAGCGCACGCCGUGGGCCGAGUCCUGCCCCAUGGAGGAGAUCAGCAGCAACGUCGGCGGUCUCGCAGACUGCGGCGGCGUCUGGCAGCCCCAGCCAGCAGCGGAGCGAGGCCAAGCCGAGCGGCGCGGCAAGGCGCUGGGCGAGUGGCCAACGGUGGCCCAGGCGUGCAAGCGCGAGCUGGCGGCAGAGGCAGCGGACCUGGCUCCCCUGGCUGCUCAUCCUGCUGGCAAGGUCGUCGAGAGCGGCUGGGCGGGGCUCCGCGGCAUGGGCGCCCUCGUCUCGCCCUGGGACCAGGAACGCGCUGCAGGGCCCAGCGGUGUCCGCAUCCUCCUGAGCACUGGAGAAAACGUAAUUGGGGGCACCGAGUUCGGCGCCAGCGAGUGGAUCGAGCCCGUGGGCAGAGCAGGGGUACCUGAACCUCCUGAGGCGAUGGCCAGGAGAGCGGGUCCGCAGCUGCCUACCGUGCAGCCACUCAGAGCGCGAGCUCAGAGACGUGAAGAGGCGGCGGCCAGGGGCGGGGCAGCCGCCACAGGCGUGAGCCAUACCUCGGCCGUCCGCGAUGCGGCGCAGGCCCAGUGGAUCGGCAACUGGCACCUCGAGUCGGAGAGGCACGCGGUCAUGGACCGCGGCGGCACGUCCAACCCCAUGUUCCUCGAGCCGCGGCCGUGGCCAGGAGCCGAGGAGAACGCGACGCAGCGGCGAGCACGAGGAGGAGGUGGCGGCGAACUCGACAGCGAGCGGCACGUCAAUGGCUGGGCCGCGCGCAGCGGAGGGCCCCUUCCUGCCGAGGGGAACAACCUUGUGACUUCAGCGGCGGCAUCGGAGGCCCUGCAGGCGGGGGAGGUCCGCGGCGGCGGCGCCCCAGCUGCGCGGGCCCGCCUGGAGGACAGCCGCUCGACGGGGGGCAGCGCGGCAGCCCUCUCGGCCACCGCCGUCGCGUUCAGCGCCCUGGGGCACGUGCCCAGCUACGCCUGCGCGGGCGAAGGAGAGGAUACCCAGGAGAUCGUGGCGUGCACCAAGCGCGGCGCCUACAAGGUGCUGGGCGGACACGCAGGAGGCAGGUCCCGCCUGAAGAUGCAAUGCCCAGGGCCCAGCAACCUGACCAACAAGUCGAGGGGCCAGCGCAGCCUGCGGGAGCGAGGGCCCCACCCUGGUGGCAGGCCUCGGGAGGACAGGCAGAGGGCGAGAGCAGAGGGCACCCCUGCCUUGCGCUCGCAUGGACCAGUGCCAGGUCACGCCCAGGAACGGUACCUGGAGUGGGCCGGCAUGGAGGCGGAGCCGGCUGUGCAAUUCGAGAGUGUGCUCCCUGCUUUCUCGGCGCGGAGGCGCAGCCCCGCGGCCUGCGCGGCAGUGGCCAUGGCGAGGUCCCCGUGCAGUGGCGGCAGCGGCAGGCGCAGCAGGUCCUACUGGAUGUGCAGCUGCGGCGAGUGGAACUGGGACUGGCGCACCUCUUGCCUGGGCUGCGGGCAUGCGGCCCCGCCAUGGGCGACGGGGGCGCCCCCGCCCAAGGCGUGGCCCAAGGCUGACAAGGACGGCUGGGCGGAUCAGCCACGUGGGCGCCGUGCCCAGAGGCAGGCCCGCGGAGCGGCCUCGCGGGCAGCACCCACCAAGUCGCAGACCUCGGGCUCGGCUACAAGUGGGACGCCCAGCGGUGGAGGCGCCACGGCGAUCGAGAGGCUCCAGGCGGCCGUCGAGCAGCUCGAGGCGCUGCAGGCAGAGCCCCCAGACGGAGUGGAUGGCUGCUUCACCGACGUCGUGGCCAGCCAGCUGGAGGCGAAGCGCGCGGAGCUGGUCAAGGCCCAAAAGGCUGCAGCGGAACAGAAGGCCUCGCCCAUGCCGCGGGCGACGCGGCUCCACAGGGAGGCGAACGCCAUCAGCAAGGGCGAGAAGCGGCUCCGGGCAGCCCGCCUGGAGCUCGAGCAGAAGCAGGAGGCGCGCGACCUCGUCGAGGCCCAGCUCCACCAGGCCCAGGAAAAGCUCGCGGAGCUCGACGAGGAGGUGGAGGAGGCGAGCCUGGCGCUCCAGGCGCUCGAAGAAGCAGCCCGCGAGGAAGCCGGGGCGAUGCGCCGCCAGCGCGCAGCCGAGUGGACAGGAGCCAGCCAGGUACCAGGGCCCCUCAUGCAGCUGGAGAAGUUGCCAGAGGCGUGGAGCACCAUCAACUUCGAGGUGGCCUGGGCGGCCAUUCGCGCCCAGAUGGAGGCAGUGCGGGCGCAGCUCGAGGGGGCCCCAUUGGCCUCCAAGCGCACGCCGUGGGCCGAGUCCUGCCCCAUGGAGGAGAUCAGCAGCAACGUUGGCGGUCUCGCAGACUGCGGCGGCGUCUGGCAGCCCCAGCCAGCAGCGGAGCGAGGCCAAGCCGAGCGGCGCGGCAAGGCGCUGGGCGAGUGGCCAACGGUGGCCCAGGCGUGCAAGCGCGAGCUGGCGGCAGAGGCAGCGGACCUGGCUCCCCUGGCUGCUCAUCCUGCUGGCAAGGGGCACAGCCAGGGCCAGCGAGUGCAUAGCGAGGCCUGUGCGGCGGUCCUGUGCCUGCGUGGGAACAGCACCGAGGUCGUCGAGAGCGGCUGGGCGGGGCUCCGCGGCAUGGGCGCCCUCGUCCCGCCCUGGGGCCAGGAACGCGCUGCAGGGCCCAGCGGUACCCGCAUCCUCCUGAGCACUGGAGAAAACGUAGUUGGGGGCAUCGAGUUCGGCGCUGGCGGGUGGAUCGAGCCCGUGGGCAGAGCAGGGGUGCCUGAACCUCCUGAGGCGAUGGCCAAGAGAGCGGGUCCGCAGCUGCCUACCGUGCAGCCACUCAGGGCGCGAGCUCAGAGACGUGAAGAGGCGGCGGCCAGGGGCGGGGCAGCCGCCACAGGCGUGAGCCGUACCUCGGCCGUCCGCGAUGUGGCGCAGGCCCAGUGGAUCGGCAACUGGCACCUCGAGUCGGAGAGGUACGCGGUCGUGGACCUCGGCGGCACGUCCAACCCCAUGUUCCUCGAGCCGCGGCCGCGGCCAGGAGUCGAGGAGAACGCGACGCAGCGGCGAGCACGAGGAGGAGGUGACGGCGAACUCGACAGCGAGCGGUACGUCAAUGGCUGGGCCGCGAGCAGCGGAGGGGUCCUUCCUGCCGAGGGGAACAACCUUGUGACUUCAGCGGCGGCAUCGGAGGCCCUGCAGGACAGCCGCUCGACGGGGGGCAGCGCGGCAGCCCUCUCGGCCACCGCCGUCGCGUUCAGCGUCCUGGGGCACGUGCUCAGCCACGCCUGCGCGGACGAAGGAGAAGAUGCCCGGGAGAUCGCGGCGUGCACCAAGUGUGGCGCCUACAAGGAGCUGGGCGGACACGCAGGAGGCAGGUCUCGCCUGAAGAUGCAAUGCCCAGGGCCCAGCAACAUGACCAACAAGUCGAGGGACCAGCGCAGCCUGUGGGAGCGAGGGCCCCACCCUGGUGGCAGGCCUCGGCGGGGCAGACAGAGGGCGAGAGCAGAGGGCAUCCCUGCCUUGCGCUCGCACGGACCAGUGCCAGGUCACGCCCAGGAGCGGUGCCUGGAGUGGGCCGGCAUGGAGGCGGAGCCGACUGGCGGAGCCUCCACCGCGGCCAGCAGUUCGGGCAGCGGCCCAACGGCUCCAGCGGCAGGGCGGUAUGUAGUUGAAUCGGCGGCGGCCAGCCUGCCCCAGCAGCGGCCAGGGCCGCGUGCUGGCCCCCUCGGCGCAGGCGGCGCCGUCGCGGGGGAGCCCGCUGCCGCGGAGCCAGCGCCCAGCGACGGACUGGUGGGCCGCAGGGUCUGCCGCCGCCUGGCGCGCCGCGGCUCCGAGUCGUCUGGGAGUGAGUGA
Messenger RNA from Prorocentrum cordatum, 4557 nucleotides. The record is from the annotation of a GenBank genome assembly. Lineage: Eukaryota; Dinophyceae; Prorocentrales; Prorocentraceae.